UAUCCACUCAUCCCAUUUUUAGUGGGGGGGGGGCCGCUUGGACUUUCUAGGGGCAUGUGACCCCUCCCCCAUGGCUGCACCAUUGGUCUAAUGAACAAAAUGCUGAAGAAAAUAAGUAAACCAAACUUGAAACCAAACUCUGUAGGGACCUAAAACGAGUCUACUGUUUUCACGGACGUUGUAGAGGGCGCUCGACGACUUAACUCCAAACGCGACGCACGAUUACGCUGCGCUUCAAAGUCCGAGAGUCGUCUGCUACAACGAAUUUCGGAAACCGGAAUGCGGGCAGCAUUGUUUUGAUUUCACCACUUCUUGUCGUAAUUGUCCUCUUUCGAAGCUGAGGAAGUUGUGUCUUUCUCAUCAUGGCAUCAUUCACCUUUCGCUCUCUUCUCAAGUCAAGUUUGAAGCCUGUGGUUGUUGGCUCCGUUGUGGGUGGUUUUGUCUGCUAUGGGACCUACCGGCAUCAAAAAAGUCCAGUUUUGGCCAAGACGUUGCAUUUUCCAGCUCCUAGUGCUAACAAAUUUAUGGCCGAAACAAUUACGCCUGCCUCCACCCUCGAGAGAAGUACAGCUAUGAAAUCCAGAAUGGAACUCUUCAUCAUGAAAAUUCAGGCUGACCUCUGUAGAACUCUUGAAGAAAUUGAGGGCGAGAAGAAGUUUCUCGUUGACAGAUGGGAAAGACAAGCAGGUGGGGGUGGGGUGACCUGCCUCAUGGAAGAUGGCAGGGUAUUUGAGAGGGCAGGUGUCAAUGUCUCGGUUGUCAGUGGCAAUCUGACAUCAAAAGCCGUGGCUCAGAUGAAAUCAAGAGGGAAGAAACUUGAGGAAGGAAAGAUGCUGCCUUUCUUUGCUGCUGGAGUAAGCUGCGUGAUUCAUCCGCGCAAUCCCAUGGUGCCAACCCUUCAUUUCAACUAUCGUUACUUUGAGGUAGAGCAGGAGGACGAGACACAGUGGUGGUUUGGAGGAGGGACAGAUCUGACUCCCUAUUACUUGGAUGAAGAGGAUGUGAAGCACUUUCAUGGUACCCUCAAGAAAGCCUGUGAUAGACACAAUCCCAAACACUAUCCAGACUUCAAGAAAUGGUGUGAUGACUACUUUGUCGUGUCACACAGAGGUGAACGACGUGGAGUAGGUGGUAUCUUCUUUGAUGAUCUGGACACGCCCUCUCAGGAAGAAGCCUUUGCUUUCAUUCAGGAUUGUGCAAAUGCUGUCAUACCAAGCUAUGUGCCUAUGGUGAAGAAGCACAUGAACGAUGGAUAUGGCUUUAGAGAGAGAGAAUGGCAGCUGCUCAGGCGCGGAAGAUAUGUUGAGUUCAAUCUGGUGUAUGACAGAGGGACGAAAUUUGGCCUGUUUACACCCCAAGCAAGAAUAGAGAGCAUUCUGAUGUCAUUGCCUCUCAGUGCAAAAUGGAAGUACAAACACUCUCCUGAGGAGGGAUCCAAGGAAGAUGAACUGAUGAAAGUUCUCAAGACGCCGAGGGGAUGGGUGUAAUUGCAAACUCCGGCAGGGAAAGUUGGCCCUUCAUUUCUUGUAAGUUUUUGCAUCAGUCAGGCCUUAGGUUUGGGAGACUUUUUAACAACUCUAUUCCAAGGAUACAUUUUAAGUAGAACUGGCUUUAUAGUUGAAUUUCUUCGAAGCUCCAUCUUGAUAUACUUCCAAAGUUAUUUGCUUUUUGACUUAUUUUGGAUUGAAUGAGGUCUCCCAUUGAGGCACCAUUUCCACUCAUCUUGAAGUUGGUUUUGUAUUUUAUGUGUGAAAUAGUGCAAAAUCCUCAAUCAAGUGGAAAUAAAAUAAUUCAACUAAAAAAAAUGAGUAAAAUACAAUCACAUUUUUAGGGGGGAGAGGGUUAAGAGCAAUUUCAGACUUCUUUCAAGUCCCUAAAGGUAGACUCCAAAAGCAAGUACCAUGUACCAUGUAAAUAUACCAGCCUGUACAAUUUUUUUUAUUCACUGUAAUACAAAUGUGAUACAAAAUACGUGCAAACAUUACAUAGGACUUUAAAUAUUAAAGUCAUCUACCCACUCCUGUUGAUGGUAGUACAUGGCAGUGAAUUUGGCCUGGCCCAGUAAUUGGCCAGAGGGAGAUUUCGCCCAUCUUUUACUUUGCAAUGACCUGGGGUGCAACCCUCCGUUACUCAUUGCCCUGUUCGAAAUAUGCUCAGUUUGUACAAACAAGGCCGUGUGGGCAUUGGCUAUGGCUUGAAAUCACAUACAAGUCUGUGGUUGUGGCUCCAGCCACUUCCCGUAGAGUUGUGAGUAAUUUUUAAGCCCCAGCCAAGUAAUUUGGACGCGACCUUACUCUGACCUAGUGAAGAAAUUCUGCGGUUAAAGUAUUUUUUUCUUUUGCAUAACUGCAGAUUAGGCAACGGGAUCCUUGAGAAGAGGUUUUCUGCAAGAGCAUUUUGUCAAUAUUUGACAAAUGUGUUUGAUUUUGUAGGGAUACUUUUUUGACAUUUUGUAACUGUAAUAAACAACUUGCACUGCUAGUUUUCAAGCACUAGGUCUGCUUAAUAUUAAUUGAUUUCUCACAAACUUUGUAUGGAAUAUAGUGUUACAUUUUUGUUCCAUUUUCAAAAACACAAGGUGAUUAUAUGUACUUGUGACCGAAUGUAGAAGUAAUUAUGAAAAAUUAUUAAAUUAUGAGUGGCCCAAUUUUAUUAAGAUAAAAUGUGCCUCAGAUUAAAAAUACCAUAAUUCUAUCUUUAAAGGAACAAGGAAAUGAAUUUUUCUUAGAAUCA
Acanthaster planci (crown-of-thorns starfish) is the source of this 2733-nucleotide messenger RNA. RefSeq names its product coproporphyrinogen oxidase (gene cpox). The record is from RefSeq and is a predicted model, not a curated record. Gene Ontology annotation, molecular function: coproporphyrinogen oxidase activity. Gene Ontology annotation, cellular component: cytoplasm. NCBI's taxonomy places the organism in Eukaryota, Metazoa, Echinodermata, Asteroidea, Valvatida, Acanthasteridae.